Messenger RNA from Symbiodinium natans, 2619 nucleotides. NCBI's taxonomy places the organism in Eukaryota, Dinophyceae, Suessiales, Symbiodiniaceae. The record is from the annotation of a GenBank genome assembly.
AUGCUCGACAACAUGAAAACUCUGGGAUUCUCCUGGGCAACAAGAGCUGGCAUCUCCUUGGGGGUCGAUGACAUGAUGGUCCCCGCAAAGAAGGCUUCGCUCUGCGAUGGCUCGCAGCAGCGACAGCUUCAAGCAGAGGCCAGAUACCGCAACGGUGAGAUCACAGUGAAUGAGAAGUUCUUGAACGUAACUGAAGAGUGGACACGAACAAGCGAAGAAGUGAAGAACGAAGCCGUCUCCAACUUCAAGGAAAACGAUCCAAACAACCCAGUUUAUAUGAUGUCCACGAGCGGCGCGCGGGGAAACAUUUCACAGGUAAGACAACUGCUGGCCAUGCGUGGCCUAAUGGCAGAUGCCAAGGGUCAACUGAUUGAUGUGCCCAUUCAGCACUGCCUGCGCGAGGGGAUGACGGUUACAGACAUGCUGAUUUCAGGCCAUGGUGCUCGAAAGGGGGUUAUCGACACUGCAUUGAGAACGGCCGACUCUGGAUAUUUAUACCGUCGAUUGGACUUCACCGCCUCGCCAGUUGUUGUGCGAGCGGAGGACUGUGGCACGCCGGAUGCUGUUCCAAUGGAGCUUCAGGGCUUGCGUGCCGCCGUAGCAUCUUUCAAAGACCGCAUUCGCGGGCGAGUUCUGGGCAAGCCUGUGCUACACCCAGAAACGAGUGAACUUCUCUUUGAUGCCGGGCACAUGCUUACUUCCGAAGAUGCUGGUCGGAUCGAGGCAGUCUGGCGCUUGCUGAGUGCGACGAUGGAUGUACCCCCGGUUUAUGUUCGAACACCUCUGGGGUGCCGACUCCCCGAUGGAAUCUGUGCAAAGUGCUAUGGCGAAGAUCUGUCAACGCCGGGGGAGCCGGUCAGUCCUGGACAUCCUUCUGGAACAAUAGCAGCACAAAGCAUGGGCGAACCUGGCACUCAGCUCACAAUGCGAACUUUCCACACUGGUGGAGCAUUCGAAGGUUCUGCUGGUGAAGGGGUGGUUGCCAAGCAUGCUGGCUACGCGCACCUGCGUUGCGACGAUGGGGCCACAAUAUCCCAUGAGGACAUCUCUCACACGGGCCGAUUCGUCAGCGAGUGGAGGCGAUCUCCGCAAGGUGACGUGGGUUGUGUGCUGGCGCAGGAGGCAACUUUGGAGAUCGUUGACAGUGAGAAUGGGAGUGUACUACAGACGGAGCAGCUCAAGAUUGGCUCGUACGUCAAAGUCCUCCAUGGUGCUUCAGUGAGCUUUGGGCAAGUCCUGUAUCAGAAGCCGGUCAAAUCUUCACACAGCCCGAAUGAGGAGGACAUUGAGACGUUGGACAAGCCCAUCAACUCCGAUGAGGACGGUGAGGUCAUCUUGCAAGAUGCCGAUGCGCAGGGCAGCUGCAUCGACGAAGGUGGAAAGUUGGUUUGGGUGUUGCAGGGCACUGCACUGGACUUCCAGCAUGAAGGUUCCAGUUUGGCAGUGAAAGAAGGGGAUGCUGUUGAAGCUGGGCAGCCUCUUGCGCAAGAGUGGGCAGCAAGUAGAUGUGAAGGAGUUCCUCGCUUUCAGGAACCACCGCGAUCUGCUUCUGAGGAUUCGCUCUCAUUACGCACAGACUUUGACUUCUUUGAGCUCGCAGCGGACCGGACCACAGAGUACACCAAAGACCCCGAAAUGCCAGCGUCGUUACGUGAGGACCUCCAAGACUUGCCGGCUACGGUGAGACCUUACCUCAAGCAGGCCGUCUCGCGAGCCCUCAGCGCGGCAAGUAACCUUCGCACUGCAAGACCCGAAGCUCCGAAGUCUUCGAGUGUGUUCGCACAGGUUUCCUUCGGUGAAAGGCCUGAGCUUCGCGUCCUGUGCAGUCCACCAUCCUUACAAGCAGGGUCGGCCAUCUUCCCAACAAGCCGCAGUAUCGGAGAGAACUGUGUGGCGCCAAGCGGUGGGCUCGUUCUUCACGUGGAAUGGGAAGGCAGACUGGCGGUUCUUUGGUCACCUGAAGAGAGCAUCUCCAUUCUGAACAAGCAGAAACGGCAGGCCAUCCAGGACAAUGGACAAGUCAAGCUUGGAAGGCCGCUUUUGUUCAAACGAGUCGCUUCUGCUCCACCAGCGACUGUGCAGCCAGAUGAAAAGGAUGUGUUGGUCCGCCGCUGCAAAGAUCGGGUGUAUUAUUCCAGAGAUAUCGCUUCCCUCGAUGUGGUGGAGGAUUCUUCGUGGGAGUGUGCCGUCAAGCCAGGUGAGGUCUUCUUGGCACCCAGCAAGUACUUUGCAGAGGGAUCUUGGUGGGAUGCUGCCGAAGAUGAUGGAGUCUAUUUGUACUCGCGAGCUGUGCCCCCAAGCCAUCCGGUCAUACCAGAGCUGCCCACAACCAAAAAUGGUUCAAGCUGGAUCAUCGCAGAGAUUCUGGAUGACCCGCGUGGGUCUGAUUCUGUGCGAGUUCUGCUACGUCGUACGAAGCUGCUUGAGCUGCCAGCAGAACCUUGCUCUUUGCCGUCCGAGUCUCACACAAUGUCGUUCUGGACCUCGAUGUACAAGAAUGGUGAGAUUGUCGAGUCGGCGGAGCCAGUGGUGUUGGCCUACAAGGUCUCUGCCAGUAUCGGCAGGCAUUAUCAUGACAUGCACCAUGAUCGCACGCAGCUCGAGACUUACAAGACUUAG